This is a messenger RNA of Aureobasidium musti, 1413 nucleotides long. The record is from the annotation of a GenBank genome assembly. NCBI's taxonomy places the organism in Eukaryota, Fungi, Ascomycota, Dothideomycetes, Dothideales, Saccotheciaceae.
AUGGAGCACGGCAUCGACACACCCAAAUUCCUCGAUGGCAUGUUCUCAUGGGUCCUCCACGACAAGAAGCAGGACAGAGUCAUUGCUGCCAGAGACCCCAUCGGUGUCACCACCUUCUACAUGGGCCGUUCCAGCGAGACCCCUGGUGCUGUUUACUUCGCUUCUGAGUUGAAGUGUCUGCACCCUGUCUGCGACAACAUUAUCGCUUUCCCUCCUGGUCACGUCUACGACUCGAAGACCGACAAGAUCACCCAGUACUUCACCCCCAAGUGGCUGGUUGAACCCUCCAACAUUCCCACUACUCCCGUCGACCUCAAGACCCUCAGAACAAAGUUCGAGAGAGCUGUCAGAAAACGUCUGAUGGCCGAGGUUCCCUACGGUGUUCUUCUAUCUGGUGGCCUGGACUCCAGUUUGGUCGCUUCCAUCGCACAGAGAGAGACUCUGAGACUGCAGGCUGCACACAACGCACAACAGUCGCAGAACGGCUUUGCAGACGGCGAGGAGGAGCUGGCUGGAAUUGACGAGGACUACAAGCUCAACACUGUCCCAGUUCUGUCUCAGCUCAACUCCUUCUCUAUCGGUCUGCCCGGCGCUCCCGACAGCAAGGCUGCUCUUGAGGUUGCCAAGUUCUUGGGCACCAAGCACCACAACCUUACUUUCACCAUCCAGGAGGGUCUUGACGCCCUGUCGGAUGUCAUCUUCCACCUCGAGACUUACGACGUUACCACUAUCCGUGCUUCGACUCCUAUGUUCCUUCUCAGCAGAAAGAUCAAGGCUAUGGGUAUCAAGAUGGUUCUGAGUGGAGAGGGCAGUGACGAGAUCUUCGGCGGUUACCUCUACUUCCACAACGCUCCUGACAAGAAGGCCUUCCACGAGGAGACUGUCCGCAGAGUGCGCAACCUGCACUUGGCCGACUGCCUGAGAGCCAACAAGUCGACUUCGGCUUGGGGUCUCGAGGCCAGAGUGCCUUUCCUGGACAAGGAGUUCCUCGAGUACUCGAUGAACAUCGACCCGGAAUCCAAGAUGAUCGACAAGGACCACAUCGAGAAGUACAUCAUCCGCAAGGCAUUCGACACAUCCGACGAGCCCGGCGAGAAGCCCUACCUGCCUGACAACAUCCUCUGGAGACAGAAAGAGCAGUUCAGUGACGGUGUUGGUUACGGCUGGAUCGACGCACUGAAGGACAACGCAGAGCUCCACGUGAGCGACGAGGACAUGAAGAACCCCAAGGCUGAGUGGGGAGACGACAUUCCCGACACCAAGGAGGCAUACUGGUACAGAUGCAUGUUCGACGAGCACUUCCCUCCUUACUGCGCCUCGACUGUCAUGAGAUGGACACCGACAUGGUCCAAGCAGACAGACCCCAGUGGUCGUGCUAUUGCCGCACACGCCCAAAAGUACGCACACGCUUAA